This is a messenger RNA of Effrenium voratum, 3933 nucleotides long. The record is from the annotation of a GenBank genome assembly. Lineage: Eukaryota; Dinophyceae; Suessiales; Symbiodiniaceae.
AUGGUGGAGCUUCUCGCCACCUUCGGCGCGGCCGCCAAGGAGCUUUUCGACUACAACCGAGAGAUGUACCAGUUUGACCAGUCUAUAGCAAGAGCUCACUGCUUGGCUGGAAGCAUCGCCGGUCCUGCCAUGACCCGGCGCCCUGUCCCUCCGGCCGCGGGCCUCGCGGCCCUCGCGGCGUUCGCGGCGACCGUUGACUUCGCCGCGCCGGCCGGCGACAUUGGCGCGCCGCGAAGCGAGGCUCCAUGGGCCGAGGCAGACGAGGGAUGGGAGCCGCCGCUCUUCGAGGAGGCCCAGUGGUGGCGAGCCCCCGAGGAGUGGCCCGAGGAGGCGCGGCGGCUCUUCGUUCCCUUGGGCCCCUUCGACGCCGCCACGGACUUCCUCUGCGAGGCCCCACCCGCCUCCAAGCUGGCGGCGGCGCUCUACGAGGCGCUGGGCGCGCUGCCGCUGAACGAGUUCGACCUGCAGGCGCUCCUCUACCCGGGUGCCUCCCACCUGCUUACAGCGCGGCAGCUGCGCCAACUCCUCGCCUUCGGCGGUUCGAGGGCGCCGAAGUCGGUGCUCGACGUGGGGGCGGGGGACGGGUGCGUCACGGAGCAGCUGCGGAAGCUGAAGGCUGAGGUGGUGGCCCUGGAGACCAGCCGCGGCAUGGCCUGGCGCCUGCGACGUCUCAAGAACUUCGAGGCCCACUGCGGGGACCUCGCCGCAGGCGCGCUGCCCGGCCGGAGCUUCGAGCUGGUGUGUUUGCUGAACGUGCUGGACCGCUGCAGUCAGCCCCAGGCGCUGCUGGCUGCCGCGCGCGAGAAGGCGCCCCUGCUGCUGCUGGCCACGCCACUGCCCUUCCAGGCCUCCUACUUUGGCCCUGAGACCUCCUGGACUGGCGAGGUGCCCGAGCCUUUGGGCGACUCGGACGCCUGGCCGGGGGACUGGGCGGGGGACGCUCUGCGGCUGCUGCGCGCCGUGCUGCCGCAGAGCGGCUGGCGUCCGCUGGCGGUGAGCCGAGUGCCAUAUCUCACCGGGGGCGAUGAGGAAGGUGCUGUGGAGCUGGACGACUUGGUGGUUCUGGCAGAAAGGCGAGCUCCAGAAGCAGAAGAUGAGCGCCUGAGCUCCAGGAGAAGACUUCACUUUUUCCAGGCCCGGCGGAAAAAGCGCUGCUUGAAGAGGCGCCAGCCGCUGAGCAGCUUUCUUCUCGGCCGAGGACGAGGAUCUGAGCGCCCGGCGGAGGGCAGAGGCGCCGAAGGAGCCAGGUGGAAGCGCCGAGGAGACGUGGCCGGCUCGCGAGCCGGCCUUUGGCCUGGUGCGAAAAGCGCAGAGGCGGCAGAGGCGCAGAAACACGGGGAGAUGCUAGGCCAGCGCCUGGAUCGAGAGCUGCUGCGGCUCGAGAUGCAGAUCAAGCGGUUCCAGCUCUUUCGGGAGGACAUACGCGACCUCGUGGAGCUGACGGUGGGGAAAAUGGAAAUGUACCACGUGGUGGGCGCCUUGGUCCUGGAGUGCACGGUCAUCUACUACACGGAGGGACGCAUUCGGACCUCUGCGCCGCCGUUCUUGCUGGGCCUCUACUGGCUGUCGGCAGCCGGUACCUUCACCUACGUCCUGCUCUGUGUUUGGUUCAGCAUGUACGCUUCCAUCUCCUCCCACAGCUUCGGAGUGCGGCUGCUCACGCGCUUCGUGCGCCUGCCGAUUCCGGGCAGCCAGCAGAUGAGCGCGCUGAACGCCCGGCUCACGGACUUCGAGAGUCAGGGAACCAACAUCAUGCGCAUCCCCUUUGUCCAGGGGGUGCCCAACUGGCAGGGCCGGAACGACGCGGACAAGGACCCAGCGAGGUCUUCUAGAGGGCAGGGGGAGGGAGAUGAGGAGUACUUCCCGGCGGUGAUCAAGCCGGGGGAGGUCAAGCAGCAGGACUUGCUGGAAGCUGGCGUGCCCGGGUACCAGGAUGACGAAGGCUGCUUGCAGAAGGCGGCGGUCAAUCUGCCCGGCAAGCACAUCAAGCUCUUCCGAGAGCUGCAGGCCAAGUGGCAGUGCUACGAUGCCUAUGCGCGGGUCUGCAUGUCCUUCGGGGUGAACCACGUGUGCAUGACCAUGUCCUACUACAUGAUCGGGCUCACAGUCCUCGAGUACCGAUCGCCUUCGAUCAUGUUUGCCCUGGUGACCAUCUUCCAGGCCACCAACCUGGCGCUGGCCUGGCUGGAUGUGGCCGGCCUGAAGCGCAAGACCACCUCCGCCCUGGAGCUGGUGGGCGCCGUGCCUCCCUUCGUCGCUUGCUGCUCGAUGGCCACUGCUCCCCACUCUGAGGGUGGGCGAGGCCAGUUCGACCCCAGCCACGACUUUCCCUACGCCUGCGCCGCGUUCUUCUUCACGGUGGUUUGGCUCGAGGGGCUCUUGCACCUCGCCUGGCCCAGCGAGGACAUGGCGAUGCUUCCGAAGCGUUUCCGCUCGGUGCUCUUCUUGGACGUUUUCGGCAUGGCGGACGAUGCUGUGAAGGGCAACGAGGAUGCAAACCCAGCUCCGCCGGAGAUCUCCCUGGAGGAUGCGGAAGCGGCGGACGAAGCGGUGCAUCUGGCGGAGGCGGCGGUGAGGCGCUGGAACGAGCUGCCGCGGGGCCUGGACGAGUUGCAGAAGUACGAGACCGAGCUGGAGCCCCUGCGGGCUCAAGCGCUGAUGUGGCGCAAGGUCUUGAACGGCGAGGCGGCCAAGCGGGCGCGCGCCCGGGGAGACUUUGAGGGCUUGGACUUGCUGGAGCCAGACCCCCGCGGCUGGUCGGAGCUGACGGAGGAGGAGAAGGAGGAGGACCCCUUCUCCUGCAGCCUGCUGGGUCCCUUUCUGGGAGAGCCCGACCAGGAGGUCUACUACUACGACUUGGAGAACCGUGAGUUCGUAAGGAAGGCGCAGGAGGAGCAGGGAGUACUGAGCCUGACUCAGUUGAGCACCCUGGUGAAAGAUGCGGAGCAGAAGGUGACGGAUCUCUUCCAUGGCAGGGCAGACCUCCUGGACACAGACCUCGACGGCGAUGAGGCUAUGGGCUUCGGGGAGUGGUGCUGCUACCUCCUCCGCGGCUGCACCAAGCGCCGGAAGUGCAUGGAGCGCGAGCGCCGCCUGCCCUGGCGAAUCCUGCUCUGCGUCACGCGGGCGAGCCAGGUGAGCUGGUUCCUCCUGGGCCUGUCACUCACGCUGCAGAACACCGGCGUCCUGCCCAAGUACGACUUGCUGGUCCUGAAGUCGGAGGAGGGGGAGGAGCACGGCGAGCACGCGGAGCACGGCGAGCACGGCGAGGUGCACGAAGUGGAGCACGUGGAGGGCGAGGGCGCGGAAGCCCACGAGGGCCACGAGGGCCACGAGGGCCACGAGGGCCACGGGGGCCACGGGGGAAGGAGGCUGGCGGUCGGUUGGGACUUCCAGGUCUUAAAUGUGACGGCCUGGCCCCGGGGGCUGGCACUGGCGCGGGCGGUGUCGUGCCUCAGAAUGGCAGAGGCUGCAGGAGGCAAACUGUACAUGGCGGCGGACACCAGUCAUUCGAUUUGGAGUGUCGGGAGCCUUUUGCAGCCCCUCACUUUUGAGGCGGCCGAAGCGUCGGCUGUGGCAUCUCUAUGCCCACAAAUGGAGGUGCCUGUGCCUUGCAUGCUGGCCAACGCCAGAUUGGGCGACGCGCUCAAGGCCGCCCUCGCCGCGCAAAUGCCGAACCUGGGGCCCCAGCCCCUGCGCUCGCUCGCAGCGGCGCAGAUGCCGUGCCGGAGAGUGGGCGCUCUAGGCGCUUCACUCGCCGGUGAGUGCAUGCUGCUGGCCGGCUGGGACGGAGUGCAGCUGUUGGUGGCCGCGCUGCCUCUAGAACCAGGCGCCGCCCCGCUGCCUUUGUUCGACGUCUUGGCGCACCGGAUCCCUCCGAAGCGGAAGGCGGCCAGGCGCGGCGUGCAAAGCCAGCGGCAGUGUCUGCAAUGA